This is a messenger RNA of Necator americanus (New World hookworm), 972 nucleotides long. RefSeq lists its product as uncharacterized. Lineage: Eukaryota; Metazoa; Nematoda; Chromadorea; Rhabditida; Ancylostomatidae. The coding region runs from base 1 to 972 and encodes 323 amino acids. Gene Ontology annotation, molecular function: oxidoreductase activity, acting on the CH-OH group of donors, NAD or NADP as acceptor. The transcript has 10 exons. Gene Ontology annotation, cellular component: lipid droplet. The record is from RefSeq and is a predicted model, not a curated record.
AUGCGAUUCUCACGCAUAGCUACGUGUCAAACAAGAUUGAGAGGUCCAUGUGAAGACAACGAGAACUUUUUGAGCCACUGGAUCCACAUGUCUAUCGCAAAAGCCAUUCUUGACACCAAAUUCAUUCAUCGAAGCAGCGUCAAGAAGAAGGACGUGACUUAUCUUGACUUUUCAAAGGAAACCACACAUGCUUGGGUUACGUUGGAUUUCGGCAGACAGACAGAUGCAAUACCUCUACCGUCAUUUGCUAGCUAUGGAUUCAUAACCAUGUGGACUGAAACUAUAUUCACUGCCGGGAACUAUGUUCACCUGAAUGCGGCGCGUACACUGCUGGUUCCGUUCUCUCUGCCUGACGCAUGCCAUCUGUCCUGCCCCAAUUGUAAACUGUUCUGCGGGGAAAGAAACCUGGCGUCUGCUCCACUCAUAUUGAAUUAUAGCAUUGCUCUAGACAUAAGGAAAGUCCUAUUCGUUAUUGUUAUAAUCACGUUUUUACAGUGUGAAGUUAAACGAGGCGAUCCGAGAGAGGAAUCGUUGCUGCUCUCAGGCUACAGAAUCUUGUCUGUUCUACCCCGAUGGGUUGAGUUCGCCAAUGCUGGAUACGUUGGUAUUUCCAAUGCAUUUCCAGUGACAUUCGAAAUGGACAUAGCUUCCCUAGCAGCCGGAGUGACAGUGUUCUCGAUCAUCCUAGCUAAUCCAACCAUGAUCGAUCAAAUAGUUGAGACGUUGAUCGUAGUGGCCAAAUGCUUAGUCUUAACCUUUGUGGCUAGUAUAAAAGCACUUCUACCCAUGGGUGUUCUACCAAGAAAGAGCGUCAAAGGUGAGACAGUCCUCAUCACAGGCUCUGGAAGCGGACUUGGACGGGGCAUGGCUAUCGAGUUCGCUAAGCUCGGUUCGAAGAUUAUUUUGUGGGAUAUCAAUGAGAAGGGGAACCUAGAGACUAAGAAAAUACUCGAUGAUCUGAAGGCAGUGUAG